AUGUCUAAGAAUAAAUUAAACUUGACCCUUCCACCAGGGUCUAUAGACACAGCUCCGGCUAUAACACCGUCUAAUAUGACCCCACAGCUGAAAUCUGCAACAGCAACUGAACGGCAGGGUUUAGCUGGGAAGUCUAAAACUAGCAUUGAAGCACUCACUGAAAGACUGGAACAAAUAGAAAUGGAUGAUAACCAGAGACGUAGAAUAGAAGUUUUUCUUUGUCAAAAGGAAAAGAUCGGAGAGCUCAGUGAUGAUGAUUUUGAAAAACUAGGAGAAUUAGGGCAAGGUAAUGGAGGUGUAGUCAUGAAAGUCCGGCAUAAGUCUACUGGGCUUAUAAUGGCAAGGAAAUUAAUACAUCUGGAAGUGAAGCCGGCUAUUAAGAAACAGAUCAUCAGGGAGCUAAAAGUGCUUCAUGAAUGCAAUUUUGCUCACAUUGUUGGCUUCUAUGGAGCUUUCUAUAGUGAUGGGGAAAUAUCUAUUUGUAUGGAAUAUAUGGAUGGCGGUUCCUUAGAUUUGAUAUUGAAAAAAGCUGGAAGAAUUCCAGAGUCCAUUUUAGGAACUAUAACAUCAGCUGUUCUCAAAGGUUUGAGUUAUUUGCGCGAUAAGCACGCCAUAAUGCACCGUGAUGUGAAACCGUCCAAUAUAUUGGUGAAUAGUAAUGGUGAGAUAAAGAUAUGUGACUUUGGUGUGUCUGGCCAGCUUAUUGAUUCUAUGGCAAAUUCAUUUGUGGGCACUAGAAGCUAUAUGUCGCCGGAGCGUCUUCAAGGUACACAUUAUUCGGUGCAAUCUGAUAUAUGGUCGUUGGGUUUGUCGCUUGUUGAAAUGGCCAUUGGCAUGUAUCCAAUCCCUCCACCGGAUGCUAAAACAUUGGCCGCCAUUUUCGGUGGUCAAAAUGAAGAUCACUCGCCGGGACAGGCUCCAAACUCUCCUCGACCUAUGGCUAUAUUCGAGUUACUCGACUACAUAGUCAACGAACCGCCACCGAAAUUACCAUCAGGAAUAUUCUCUGACGACUUCAAAGAUUUCGUCGAUCGCUGUCUCAAGAAGAAUCCGGACGAGAGGGCUGAUCUUAAAACGCUCAUGAACCACGAGUGGAUCCGUAUGGCGGAUGCUCACGCGGCGGACAUAGCGGGCUGGCGAAAAAGGGUCAAAACAUUUCCCAAGAGAAAGCAAGCGAGACAAUUAGUGAGGAUGGCGCGGAAUAGCGCUGCAACAGUCAACUCUAACCAUUACUGGAGAUGUGAUUCAUCGAGUUAUUCAUUUGCAUACAAAAUAUAUUAA
Molecule: messenger RNA, 1281 nt
Organism: Danaus chrysippus (African queen)
Lineage: Eukaryota; Metazoa; Arthropoda; Insecta; Lepidoptera; Nymphalidae
Source: the annotation of a GenBank genome assembly